This is a messenger RNA of Adineta ricciae, 1332 nucleotides long. NCBI's taxonomy places the organism in Eukaryota, Metazoa, Rotifera, Eurotatoria, Adinetida, Adinetidae. The record is from the annotation of a GenBank genome assembly.
AUGAUCGAUUAUGAGUUUUAUUACGAGCAAUAUCGUCGGGAGCCGAAAAAGUCAACGGCUAGUAAAAAAGAUCUGUUGGAUUAUCAUUCAGCUGUUUCAACAGCCACUUCCAAUAAUUGGUCACAACCUGUCAAACGAUCACUUGCUACAACAUGUAUCGAUGGCAGUGAACUACCAAAUACACAUGAGACUCCUUAUCAAGUUAAAGAUUCGUUUCCGAAAGGGAAGUUUCGACGAAAACCACUCGUCGCAUACGAAAAGAAAUCGCGAGAAGCAACAUCAGUCAUUGAUAGUACACCAAUUCCAUCUGAAAAAAGUCGAUCAUUGUUGUCAAUGACUCCAAAUCAGCCUGAUAUGCAACCGAAGAGUACAUCCAGUCGAAUCACUAGUGCUUUUGUGUAUGACGAGAAGGAUAGUACUGCGAAGCUUUAUGGACGUCGUGCAACGGCACAUGCGAACGGUUGGGUACGUCGAUAUAAAUCAGUGAAUCAAUCUCAUGUAAUAACGAAUUUUCUACACGAUUUGGAACGACAUCAGAAACAUUUAUUCCGAAAGCGAACGUGUCAACCGCAACCACCACCGUUCUCACCUUCAUCGUCCGCGUCAUCAUUGGAUUUGGACUUUCUGUUGAAUAAACGUAGACGAAAGAACGGUGUCAAGAAUCAAAAAGUUUAUCGAAUUCUUGCAUUCGGAGACAGCAUCACUGAAGGUUUUCAUUUUGCUGGAUUUCGUUUUCAUCCGUACACGAUUAAACUAGCAGAAUUAAUCCGAAAUCAUUGUGAAUGGACGUAUAACGGUUCUUCCGAUCGACCACAAAUUGAGGUUAGAGUAUGUGGUCGAAGUAAUGAGUGUGUACUUGGUGGUAUGAUCGAUCGUCUGCGCACAACUCUGUCCGAUGCCGUUGAAGAAGGCCACUAUUAUCGCUGGAUCAUCAUCUUAGGUGGUAUUCAUGAUUUGGGUUUAGGUGUGAAACCUGACAUCAUUUUCGACGGAUUAAAACAGAUGUAUAAUAUGGCAUAUGAACACGGUGCAAAUGUGGUGGUGAUGACUAUUAAUGAAACAGGUCGUUUGAAAACAAAUGAUCCUCGUGAUCUCGAUCGACAUACAUUGAACACAUUGAUCAAGAAAUAUGCAUGGGAAAAUCACUAUGCUGGUGGACGACGAACCUUCUGUGUAGAUAUUAAUGAAGCUAUUCCAUGGCACCGGCCAGAUUUAGAGCAAAAGAAAAUACUAUGGGAUGAUCACAUGCAUUUGACACCCAAAGGUUACGAUUUGAUUGGUACACUGAUAUUUCAAACCAUUGUUGAUCAUCUGAAUCUACGAGAUAUUUAA